CUUUUAAUAAAAUAAAAAAAAAGUCAAUUAAAAUGAAAGAAAUUUUACCUGAACCAGCUGAUAUAUGCAAUUAUAAAAAAAUACCUUUUCAAUUUACAGAAGAACUUUCAUCUAAAAAUGUAUUUUUAAGAUUACCGAGUGAGUUCUCACCUUUAGAGCGUAUGCUUAUUCAAGCAACAGGAAACUUACAAAGAAUUUUAUCUGCUUAUUAUAAUGUUCCUAGUCAUGUCAAAAUUAUCAAAAAUAGAAUGAUACCUAAUAAGUCAAAUUUAUCUCAAACAACAAAGCAAUUUGAAAGAAAAAUUAUCAUGUAUUUUGGAGAUAAACUUGCUUAUGAAGCUGAUUCAGUUUUGAUUGUCAAGGAUAAUACCAUUUUAGAAUUAUUAGAAAAGCAUAAAUAUGGUUUAGGACAAAUUUUUGGCCACACAAAUAGAUCUCCAGAUUUUGUAUUACAUGCUGUUGGUAGACGUGGAAAUGCACCAGGCGCAAGUUUUUGGCGUGAUUAUAGUUUGACAAUACCUGAUGUUUUAGAUUGUUUUAUUAGAGAAACUUUUGUAGAAGGAUUAUUUGAAGAAUACCAUGGCGACCGAAAAGAAGGUACGAUUUGGUAUAGUGAAAAUCAGGCACACAUUUUUACCACAUUCAUGUAAAAAAAAAAAAAAAAAAAU
Molecule: messenger RNA, 668 nt
Organism: Cokeromyces recurvatus
Lineage: Eukaryota; Fungi; Mucoromycota; Mucoromycetes; Mucorales; Mucoraceae
Exons: 3
Coding region: 33-650 (205 amino acids)
Source: RefSeq, a predicted model, not a curated record